Messenger RNA from Trifolium pratense (red clover), 672 nucleotides. RefSeq lists its product as uncharacterized. Bases 47 to 541 code for a protein of 164 amino acids. Gene Ontology annotation, cellular component: mitochondrial small ribosomal subunit. Lineage: Eukaryota; Viridiplantae; Streptophyta; Magnoliopsida; Fabales; Fabaceae. The transcript has 2 exons. The record is from RefSeq and is a predicted model, not a curated record. Gene Ontology annotation, molecular function: structural constituent of ribosome. Gene Ontology annotation, biological process: mitochondrial translation.
UUGAAACUUGAAACCCUAGAGUUUGAGACAGAAAGUGAAAGUAACCAUGAGACGAUUUCUGCUGAAAAAUGCUUCUCUCUACACUCGCAAUCUUCUUCAUCACUCUUCUUCCACCGCCACUCCACUCGCCGUUUCAUCUCACUCCCAAUUCCGUCUCUUCUCCUCCAAUGAUAUACCCGCUCCACUUCCCUCCACCACUGAAAAACCCGUUCCACCUCCCUCCAUCAAAGACUCCGCCCCUAUCGAAAUCGAAGACGUCGACAACAAAGAGUUUAAAGCUAUGAUUGAAAAAUACUUUAAAGGCGACGAAGAAAUGCUUCCGACGAUCAUGGAAGCAAUUCUGAAGAGGAAAUUAUCAGGAAAACAUGAGGAUACUGAUGAUGAACUGAUGGAGGAACUUCGUCCGGAACCUAUUGAUGAUGUUGAUGAUGAGGAUUUUGAAGAAGAUUUUGAGGAGAUGCAUGAAACUGAUGAGGAGAUUGAUGAUUUGUAUGAUGCAAGAGACAUUGUCAUGGAGAGAAUGGUUAAAGAUAAGUACUAGCUUUAAUAUGGAUGCAUAAUUACUUAAAGAAUAAGAUAGUUGAGGUAUAUUCUCUGGUAUUAAGAUGAAGGCAAAAUAGUAGAAAAAAUAAUACUGUGUGUUUUUGUUAUCAUUCUCUUAGCUCUAUGAAA